ACGGAGACCUCUCCCAAAGACGCAGAUGAACCAAUUUAUGAAGUCACUGUCACCAGUUCUGAAACCGACCAAGAUCAUAAAACACCAAAGCCGAUUCAUAAGAAAAAAUAAAGCGAAUGAAUAAAAAGGAAUUGGAUGAUUUUGUCUCAGAACUAAAAGAAGAGCCAGAUCAGAAGUCCUUUGAAACCAGCUUGCAAGAUUUCUAUGAGGUUAAGCUGACCGAAUUGCCAUCAGAAACCGAUGCGCCUAAGAAGCGCAGAAUAAGACAUGAAAAGGGGAACGAGGUGGAAAUUUUGGAAAUUGUCGAAACAACUGACACUUCUGGGGAACAGCCCCUCUAUGAAAUCACUGUGUCUUCUACUGAAACUAAGGAAAGUGGAAUAAAGCAACCUGAGACUCCUAAAAAGAAAACAAGAAAAAUGAAAAAGGAUGAGCUUGAUGCCUACAUUCAGCAACUGAUAAAUGCCGAGAUCCCAGUAACUGAACUGGAAAAGUAUGAGAAAAUCGAUGUAGAUGGCAAGCCCAAAAAACCGAAGAAGCAAAAGAUUAAACUUGAGAAACCUGUUAUAGAAGAAGGCGAAACUCUUGAAGUAGGAAUCACGGAGCAUGAGCCAAUCGAAAAACCGAAAAUAAAGAAAACUAAAUCGAAGAAGGUAAUCAAUGAAGAAGAAAGCGUUGUACCAGAGAUUGUUCCCGCAUUUGAAGAAUUUCUUAUCAAAAAAAUUGACGUCGAGCAUACUCCAGAGUCAAAUAUUCAAAAAGAAGACGAAGAAAUCUUACCGGCAUUGGAUACGAUCUUGUCAGAUUUAAGCGAAUCUCUCCCAAUUGAAGUGGUUGAGGAAGAUCUUGUGUUUAUUCCAUUACCUUCUAAUGAAAUUAGUACACCAAAGGAUACCGUUGAAAAGAAACGCAAGAUCAAAACCAGAAAAGGUUCUAAGCAUUACGAAAUUGAAAUUAUUGAAUCGAAGGCCUUGGACGAUGAACUAGAUGAAGCAAAGGUUAUAGUUAAAACGACAGAAGUUUCUGAAGAUGCAACUGAUGGACCAGAUACGGUUAAACCGAAAACUCCAAAAACAACCGUCAAAAAGGUGAAAAAGGAGAAGCUUAAGGAAUUCAUAGUCAACAUUGUGGAAGAAGCCCCGUUAGAACAUAUUGCUGCAAUAUCUGAGGAUAUUACAGAAACUCCUGUAAGAGAAAGUUCAGUGGAAGAUGAUUUAAUUGCGUUUACCACAACAGUAGUUGAUGAGGAUAUAACGGAAGAAGUUUUAUUACAAGAAAACAAAGCUGAAGAUGUUUCAACUCGGCCAAACGAUAAGAAAAAGAAAAAGGAGAAACCUAAGAAGGUACAGAUAUCUGAAACAACACCAAUUCAGAUUUCUGAGGACUCUGAGGUUUUGGAAGACACAAGAAAUAUCUCAGAAUCUGACGACAUAUCGCAAGUGGAGGACUAUUUAGUAGAAGUAAAAGAUAGUUUGCCGAAGUCCAAAACCAAAACGACUAGGAAACCUAUUAAGAAAUCUCCGUCUGAACCUACUUCCCAAUAUACUAUUCGUGUUGAGGAGUUAGCCUCAGAAACUGUUACGGAUAAAAUAGUAAACGAAGAUGGUAAGGAAGUGGAACGUGUCAUCACCAAACGUAAGCUUAAAAAGAAGGAGGGACCAAAGGAAUUUUUGAUUGACGUUGUUGAAACGUAUGAAGAAAAUAAGCCGGAAACUGAUAUUGAAAUCAGCACUACGGAAAUAACUCCAUCUAUUGAUUCUUCCACUCAAGGAGAGUAUAAAAUCAAGAUUGUGAAGAAAAGAAAGCCACAGACUGAAAGCUUGGACAGCUUUAUUCAUGAAUUGAUAGAACAAGAAAUUCCAAAAACAGAACUUGAAGAGCAGGAAUUAACUGAGUUGGAGACUUCUACCAAAGUAAAAAAACCUAGGAAAAUUAAAAAACAUCACAAAAAAAUUAGUGAGAUUAACGACGGCAUACCGUUUACUGUGCAUGAGUUUACUGUACAAGAGUUUGAUUCUGAUGAAGACGACAACACGCUUGAAAACGUCAGACUAAUGGAAUCUGAUGCUGAGGACACCGACGAAACUCUUCAGAAUCUGCAGGUCAAAAUCAUUGAAGACAAGCCUAAGCGAAGACCGAUAAAAGCGUUUAAGUCCAAAAUUGUUGAUGACGAACAACCACAAGCAAAGGUAGAAGAGUUGUCGGAAGUCGUAGAAGUUUUACAGGUUACCGAAGAAGAUGGCACACCCAAGGAAAUUAAAAUAAAGAAAAAGAAAGUUUCCCGCAAGCAAGGGUCGAAGGAACAAAUCUUUGAAAUCACCGAGACAAAAACAACUGAUGAGCCUUUGGCUGAGGUAACAAUUGUUGAAGUUACAGAAGAGAAACCUAGGGAAGAAACUAUUUCUCCGAAGGAAAAGAAAACAAUUAAGAAACCAAAGAAACUAAAACCUGAGGACGUUGAUAGCUACGUAGUUAAUGUACUAGAAGAAUUCAACGAACCUCAGAGCUUUGAUGAGAUCGAACAGCCAGUCAUUGAAGAUAUUGCAGAGACUGUGGAAAUCGUACAAGUUACUGAAGAUAAUGGCACACCAAAACAGGUUGAAAUCAGGAAGAAGAAAGUUUCCCGUAAGCAAGGGCCGAAAGAACAAAUCUUCGAAAUCACCGAGACAAAAACAACUGAUGAGCCUUUGGCUGAGGUAACAAUUGUUGAAGUUACAGAAGAGAAACCAAGGGAAGAAAUUAUUUCUCCAAAGGAAAAGAAACCAAUUAAGAAACCAAAGAAACUAAAACCUGAGGACGUUGAUAGCUACGUAGUUAAAGUGCUAGAAGAAUUUAACGAACCUCAGAGCUUUGAUGAGAUCGAACAGCCAGUCAUUGAAGAUAUUGCAGAGACUGUGGAGAUCGUACAAGUUACUGAAGAUAGUGGCACACCAAAACAGGUUGAAAUCAGGAAGAAGAAGGUUUCCCGUAAGCAAGGCCCGAAAGAACAAAUCUUCGAAAUCACCGAAACAAAAACCACUGAUGAGCCUUUGGCUGAAGUAACAAUUGUUGAAGUUACAGAAGAGAAACCAAGGGAAGAAAUUAUUUCUCCGAAGGAAAAGAAACCAAUUAAGAAACCAAAGAAACUAAAACCUGAGGACGUUGAUAGCUACGUAGUUAAUGUACUAGAAGAAUUUAACGAACCGCAGAUCGAACAGCCAGUCAUUGAAGAUAUUGCAGAGACUGUGAAAAUCGUACAAGUUACUGAAGAUAGUGGCACACCAAAACAGGUUGAAAUUAGGAAAAAGAAGGUUUCCCGUAAGCAAGGCCCGAAAGAACAAAUCUUCGAAAUCACCGAGACAAAAACAACUGAUGAGCCCUUGGCUGAGGUAACAAUUGUUGAAGUUACAGAAGAGAAACCAAGGGAAGAAAUUAUUUCUCCGAAGGAAAAGAAACCAAUUAAGAAACCAAAGAAACUUAAACCUGAGGACGUUGAUAGCUACGUAGUUAAUGUACUAGAAGAAUUCAACGAACCUCAGAGCUUUGAUGAGAUCGAACAGCCAGUUAUAGAAGAUAUUGCAGAGACUGUGGAAAUCGUACAAGUUACUGAAGAUAGUGGCACACCAAAACAGGUUGAAAUCAGGAAGAAGAAGGUUUCCCGUAAGCAAGGGCCGAAAGAACAAAUCUUCGAAAUCACCGAGACAAAAACAACUGAUGAGCCCUUGGCUGAGGUAACAAUUGUUGAAGUUACAGAAGAGAAACCAAGGGAAGAAAUUAUUUCUCCGAAGGAAAAGAAACCAAUUAAGAAACCAAAGAAACUGAAACCUGAGGACGUUGAUAGCUACGUAGUUAAUGUACUAGAAGAAUUUAACGAACCGCAGAGCAUUGAUGAGCCAGUCAUUGAGAAUAUUGCAGAGACCGUAGAAAUUGUAACUGUUACUGAAGAUGACGGACUACCGAAACAAACAGAAAUUAAAAAGAAAAAGGUUUCUCGAAAACAAGGUGCUAAGGAGCAAGUCUUUGAAAUAACUGAAACAAAAACUUCUGAUGAACCGUUGGCUGAGGUUACAAUAGUUGAGGUUACAGAUGAGCAACCUAAAAACGACAUUCCUCUGCCUAUGGACAGAAAACUGAUAAAGAAACCGAAGAAAAUGAAGCUUGAAGACGUGAAAAGCUAUGUAAUUAAUGUUCUAGAGGGGUUAGAGGAGCCAUAUCAGUUUGAGGAGCUAGAAGUUGAAGAAAAUAUAAAAACCAAAAAACCAAAGAAAACCAGCGAAAAACCGGUUGAAAAGAAGAUCCUUAUUGAAGAAAUGGCACCUACAACUGUCGUUGAGAAUAUUGUUAAUGACAAGGAAGAGGAAGUUAAACAAGUAACGACAACUAAAAAGCUUAAGAAAAAGGAAGGUCCUAAGCAGUAUCUCAUUGAAGUUACUGAACAGUAUCAAGAAAACAAUCCAGAAGCCGACAUAGAGAUUGCUACAACUGAAUUAACUUUAGGUGACAUGCCAGACGUCGAAGAUGAUCAACCAGUCAAGGUUCUUCAAAAGGUUAAAAAGAAGAAGGCUGUUAAGGAUGAUCUUGACAAAUACAUACAACAACUAAUCGAACAAGAAAUUACAAAAACGCCUCUUGAAGAAUACGAGCCUACAGAAAUGGGUGCCAAGCCAAAGAAGCCCAAACAAAAGGUAAAAACUCAUCAUAAAAAGAUUGUUGAAGAUGAUGAGGGACUACCCGUUAUAGUUCACGAAUUCGAUGUUGAAGAAGUCGUACCAGUACACGAGGAGCCCGAUCAACCCGAGACUUUCUCAGAGGAAGUCGCAGAAGAAUCACAACUGCCCGAUUCUGAUAAAUACGUUGUAGGCAUAACUGAAGAAUUUGUUGAAGCUGAUCAGCCAAACGAAAAAUCUCCUGAGGACGAACAGAAGCCUACUAAAAUGAAAAAACCAUUGAAAAAGGAAAAGGUUGAUAAGGUUUUCGAGCCAUUGGAAGAAAUUGAACAGACUGUUGAAGUUGUAGCACAACCCACUGAGGAUGGAUCUGUAAAAGAUGUAACUGUUAAAAAACGAAAAGUAUCCCGCAGAAAAGGGUCAAAAGAGCAUAUUUUCGAAAUUACGGAAAAAUCAAGUGAUGAUUUGCCUGAAGCUGAAGUUACAGUAGUAGAGUUAACCAGCGACAACGUCCAAAUUUCCGACGAACUGCCAAAGACUAAACAAAAAAUUAAGAAGCCGAAGCAGUUAAGGAAGGAUGAAGUUGAAGAUUAUGUUAUUAAUGUUAUUGAUGAAUUCGUUCAGCCAGUUGACUAUGAGUUAGUUGAAAGUGAAGUAGAAGAAGUUAAGAAGGAUAAAACUAAAAAAUUAAAGAAGAGCCCUAAGACUUACGAAGUCACUGAAGAAGAACACACCGAUAAAGAAGCACCUGAAGUCGAAGAAGAAGUCUUAAAACAACCAGAUGAAUUAGCUCCAGAGGAGAUAACAGAUUUCCCUGAUUAUACCUUUAAUGUUAAAGAAGACAUUGUUGCCGAAAAGCAGGAAAAACCAAAGGGUAAAAAAAUACCAAAACAUAAGCAUGAAAGCCAACCUAGCUUGAAGGAAAGUCAAGACUAUCUCGUUACUGUAAAAUCCGAAGAAGGAGAAGAAGAUGAGCUUAUCCCUGAACAUGAAGCAGUUGUGGUUGAAGAAAAUGAAGCUAAGCCAGAAGAAGAACCGCAUUUGCAGAUAGAAGAAACCGAACCCGAAUCUUUGGAAAAGGAUGUAAUUAACGAAAAGGGUGAAACGGAAAAACAAACUGUUACCAAACGAAAAAUCAAGAAACGGGUUGGUCCCAAGGAAGAAAUUAUCGAAAUUGUGGAAACUCAGACUGGAGAUACUCCUGAGUAUGAAGUCAUUGUAACCACUGAAGAGGCCGAACCGGUUAGCAAAGAAGUUUCUCAGGAGGAAAAACCAAAGAAGAUACGUAAAACCAAAAAGGUCCCUAAAGACGAUCUUCAUGAUUAUAUUCAGAAGCUUAUUGAGCAAGAUAUACCAAAAACCGAACUUGAAAAGUAUGAGAAGAUCGACUUGGACGAGCCAGUUAAAUUGAAAAAGAAGCCUAUCAAAAAGAUAAAACUUAUUGAAGAACAGCCAACAGAACAUACAGAAGUGCCGCUGGAGAAACAACCUGUACCAGAAAGUCCAGAAAGUUUUGAAGAUGACAAUGACCAGCCUAAACUAACUUUCACUGUUAAGGAAUUUAUUCCAGAUAAGCCCUCAGAAAAGCCUUUUGAAGUAGUUGUUCUUGAAGAGAAAGUAGAAACCAAGCUAGUGCCAGAUGAAGAGGGAAUAGUAAAAGAAAAGGUGGUUAAAACCAAAAAGAUAAAGCAAAAAACGGGACCUGGGGAAAUAGUUCACGAAGUGGUUGAGGUUACUGAUAAGGAUACAAACGAAUCUGAAAUAACGAUUACAACCACUGCUCCAAUCGAAAGCAUUGAUCAGGAGGAGCCUUUAGUCAAACAAAAACGUACUAAAAAAAUAAAGAAGGAUGAGGUUGAAGAUUUUAUAAAAGCAGUUAUUGAAGAAGAGGCUCCAAAGCCUGUUGAGCCCGAGGAUACGGUUGUCGUCGACGAGGAUUCUGUUUCAAAACUGCCUUCCAAGAAGACGAAAAAGAAGCCGUUGAAGGAAGACAAACUUCCCGUUGACCAACAAGUACCAGAAGACUAUGAAAUUUCCGUAGAAGAUACUAUUCCAGAUGAUUCUGCAGAUACCGAAAAUCUUAUAACAGUACAGGAAUCAAUUCCAAGCGUUGAAGAACCUAAGACUAUAAUCAAUCAGGUUAAGAAGACUAAAAAACCAGAAACUAAUAAAGAACCAAAGAUUGAAGAUUUAGUUCAAAAAGAAGAACAAGGUCAAGAAAAGGAUGAAACGCCGUUGGAAGUCACGCAAAAGGAAUCUGAUAUAAAAACACCUGAUGCUCAGGAAGUUAAUGUAUCUAUCAAAGAGGAAGAGACAAUACCUGAGAUACCUUCUGAAGAAAACUUCAAAAUAUCUAUUAAGGAAAGUGUUGUGGCACCUAAAGAAGAAAAACCGUUUACAAUUCAAGUUGUUGAAAGUGUAACUAAGGUCGAAGAAGCCACAGAUGAUACUGGGGAAAUUCAUACAAAGGUAACUACUAAACGCAAGUUGAAACGACCUGACGGAGAAGGUGACAUAGAGAUUAUUGAAGUUGUAAGGGAUGAUCAGCCUGAGGCGGAAAUAACUGUUUUAGAGUAUGAGCCACAACCUGUAAGCCAAGACGAAAAGCCGAAGGAACCCAAAAAGAAAACUAAGAAGGUGAAAAAAGAUGACAUACAUGAUUACAUACAAAAACUAAUUGACAUGGAAACGCCCAAGACUGAGCUUGAAAAGUAUGAAAAAAUCGAAUUUGAACCAACGGUUAAAGAAACUCCUUUAGAUAACCUGGUUGAUGUAGUGGACAAGUCGCCUUCCGAAAAGGUCAAAAAAGACAAAAAGGUGAAACCCAAAGAAGUCCUAAAAGAGAAAAGCCUUGUUCCAGCUGAAGUUACAAGCGUUAAUGUGGUCGAAGAAGAUGCCCCUGAACAGGAUCAAACGCCUGUAGAAGUUUUAGAAGUUCAACCUCCAGAGGUGGAAGUAGUACAGAUUAUAACUGAAGAAGGCAAGCCUGUACAGGAAAAGACAACAAAACGAGUUUUAAAGAAAAAGGGACCUCAUGAUGAAAAAACUUUCAAGAUAACAACUAUAGAAAGCGAGGAAAACGAUUCAGUUACGGUUAUAGUUGAUGAGGAACCUGACACUACUCCCGUACAGUCAAUUGAAACACAACCUGAACAACCUGAACAGCCUGAAGUGAAACGAAAGCCCAAGCCCAAGAAAACGGUUAAGAAUGUUAAAAAAGAUGACUUAGACGACUUUGUGAAAAAACUAAUUGAAGAAGAAAUUCCAAAAGUCGAGCUCGAGAAGUACGAAAAAAUAGAAAUGCCAGAGAAAGCUGACAAGCCAGCUCCUUCCAAAAAUAUUCCGGAAGAGGUAAGCUCCGAAGUAACUGAACCAACCACAACAACCGAUGACCUUAGCAAACCCAAGAAAACAAAGAUUUCUAGGCCAAAGACGGUAGCCCAAGACGAACAAGUACCCGACAUACCGACAGAAACGACUUCAGACAUUACUGACACUGCAGAGAUCACACCAACCCAAAUUGCACUACCCGAGGACACAGCCACUGCACAAAUUACACCAAGCGCACAAGAAGAGCAAACUACUCAAGAUGACACUAAAGAUAUAAUUCAGAAAACAGUUAAACAUAAGAAAACAAAACCAGACACACAAUUAAGCGUAAAAACAAGUGAGAUACCAGAGGUACAAAAAGACUAUCAAAUAAGCAUCAUUCACGAAGAGCCUGUCGAAGAAGAUCAACCUCAACCAAUUUUGGAGGUCCGAGUCAUUGAUGAAGUCCCCGAGGUCGAGGAAUCGCAGCCUAUUGUGGAAGAGGUUGAAGAGGAAGAGGAUCUGCCUAUUGUAGAAGAAACAACCGAGGACGUCACAAAGCCCAAGAUAAAGAAGAAGAAAAUUGUCAAGAAAAAGACUGACGACCAUGAUGAACUCAUUAGAAAGUUGUUGGAGCAGGAAAUUGAGAAGACGGAACUGGAGAAGUACGAGAAAAUUGAUUUCGAUAUCCCGAAAAAACUCAAGCCCGAGUUCGCCACUCUUGAACCGAUUAAAAUCGAACGCAAAGAACAGAAGCCGACAAAGGUAACAAUUGUCGAGGCUACAGAUGUUCCGAAAACAGUAAAACUUAAACCCGGCAAACGUAAGGAGAAACCCGCUGAAGAACAAAAUGUUCAACUUCCAAAGUUCAGACUUAAGGCCCGUAUGGUAUUAGUUGAAUACCCUCCGGCUCCGCUUAUUCCAAAAAUCACUAAUAUUGGAGCCGUCAAAGACAACGGAGAACUAUCUCGCAACAUUGAAGAGGCGGAAGAAGUCCUGAAGUUCAAGCCACAUAAGACCAAGAAAAUCAAGAAAAUAAAGGAUGAUUUGGAAAAGGUGGAACUCGAAAAGUACGAGAAAUACGUCAGCAGCGAUGAAGAACCUGAGGAAAAAGCACCGUAUAAGAAACCGGAGAAGGAACCUAAGCCGAAGGAAAAAGAAGACGAAGUGAAGCUUAAACUUGGCAAGGGUAAGAAGAAGCCAAAGGAGGAAGACGAAGGCGAAAAUGUUACUCUCAAAAAGAUUCCACAAAAACCACAAGAGGUUGAGGAAGUACUUGAAGUAAAGCCGACACCAAAGAAGGAAGUUGUUGUUGAGGAACAACCAAAGGCGCCUAAGGAAGGAGAGUUUAUUGUUGAGCCUUUUGAACCAACUGACCUGGAUAGACCAGAAUAUGUUCCCGAAGAACUUGAACCAUUCGAGCACCCAGAGAAGCAGGAUAAGCCCAAGAAACCCUCUAAGACCAAGUACAAGCCUAAAGAUAAGGUUAAGCCCGAGCCAGAAACAGUUAUCUCAGAAAUUGUUCCUGGAGUGCCAAAGGAUGAAGAGGAAAUUCCCGAACAAGAAAUAAAGUUCCGUAAGCCCGAGGCAGAAGCUCCAGAAGAAACUGACUCAGAAAUAAAGCUUCGUCCUGUGCCAAAGUUAUCUAAGCCUGAGGAACCAGUUGAACAAGCGGUGGUUAAACCUAAGGAAGAGGAGCCUCAGCGCGAGGAAAGUCCAGUAAAGCUUGACGAUGACGAAAAGAAAACGAAAAAACCAAAGGUAAAGAAGGUGCAGCAAAAGGAAGAAAAAAUACCUGAUGAGAAGCCAGUAGAGUAUGAGGCAUCGAUAAUAGAAGAAGCCCCAGUGGAAGUACCCAUCGAAAAGCCCGAAGAGCCAAAAGAAGUAAAGAUAAAGCAAAAGAAGCCCAAGGAAACUCCUGUAUCCCAAGUCGUAGUCUCUGAGGAAAUACCGCAACCUGAAGAAGUUCCUGAGGAAAUACCAGUUGAGUACAAAAUAACAACAACGGUCUUGGAGCCAGAGGAGGCACCAAAGGAACAUCAAGUCAGAGUAAUUGAUUUUGACGAGCGUCAAGAAACUUCCGAGGAAGUUAUUGAAGAAAAGGUGGUAACGCGGAAGAAGAAACCAAAACCACAGAUACCGGAAGAAUUUGAGGUCACAUUAAAAGAGCCAAAAAUUGAAGAAACAGAACCUGUGGAAGUUUCGGCUGAAAUCUUGCAACCAGUUGAAAAGGCCGAACAAAAGCCAGAAGAGUUUGAGAUUGAACUUAAACUUACGGAGCCUAUUUCAGAAGAGCCGGUUGAACAAGAAAUCAAAGUUAAGAAGACCAAAAAGAAACCUGUGGAAGAGGUGAAGGAGGAUAAGAUCUUAGUAGUGGAAAAAGAAACUGAGGAGCAACCAGUUGAGGAAAAAAUCGAGGAGGUCGAGAAACAGGAAGAAAAGAAGAAGAGCAAAAAGCCAAAGUCAUAUGAGUUUAGGAUUACAGAAACCGAUGCUAUUGAAGAGCAGCCAGCCGCAGUUGUUGAGGAAAUUUCUGAGAAAUUACCAGAGCCCAAAGAAGAAAUAGUCGUCGAAAAGUUUGACACUUAUGAAAUAAGCCUGAAGGAAUCUGAAGCAGAAAAGGUGAUCGCUGUUGAAGAGCAACCCCAGGAAGAAACACCACAAGAAGUUGUUCUCAAGAAAAAACCAAAGGAACCUGAGGAAGUUGAAGCCGAGUUUGUAUUAACAGAACCAAAGAUUACCGAGGAAACCACUGUUGAAACUGCUAUCAAGCAGAAGAAAACUAAAAAGCCAAAGAAGACAGAGGAAGAAGCUCAAUUGGAAAUUAAGGUUGUGGAGACCGAAGCAGCUGUUCCUGAGGAUGUGGUUGUUGAAGCUCCCAAGCCUGUGAUCGUAGAGAAGAAGGAAGAGCUUGUCGAAGAAAAGCCCAAAGAGUUUACAAUUCAUGUAUCUGAAACUGAGGCCAAGCCUGAAGAACCAAGUGAGGCACAGUUUACGGUGAAAAAACGCAAGCCUUCUGUAACUUUCGCCGACGAACCAGCUACUGAAAUCAUUCUUAAGGAGAGUAAGCCCGCUGAAGAAUUUACCGAGGAGGCUCAAAUCAAGACAAAGAAGCCGAAAAAGAAGGUGAAGGAUGUAGAGGCCGAAGAACUUAAGAUUACUAUUACUGAGGAGAUUCCUCAGGAAGUUCCAAUAGUUGAAGAAGUUGAGGAAGAAGAGCUGAUUACAGUAGUCAAGGAAGAAGUCCCAGCGGUUGAAGAAAAAACUUAUAAAAUUGGCAUUAAGGAGACACAGCCAGAAAAACCUGCAGAGGUGAUUGCUGAGGAUGAGCCGGUGGUUACUGAGCCAAUUGUGGAAGAACCGGAACCAGAAACCUUUGAAGAACACAAAGUUAGAGUUGUUGAGGAAACACCCCGCGAAUUUGUCGAGGAAGUCAUCGAAGAAGAAGUUAAGGUUAUUCGUAAGAAGAAGCCUAAGCCAGAAGUCAGGGAGGAGCCAGAGGCACAAAUAACGGUUUCAGCUCCAAAGCCUGUCGAUGAAGUAGAAGCUACAACUAGCAUUGCUGUUGUUCCAGAACAACCAAUCGAAGAGGAGGCCGCUGAUCUCAAGAUAACAAUAAUCGAAGAAGAAGCAGCACCACAGGAACUUGUUCAAGAAAUUGAAGAAAUUGAAAUUGUCGAGGAACCAGAAGCGCCAGCAGAAAAACCAAAGGACUUCAAAUUUGUUCUUAAGGAGGCUGAAAAGGAACCUACUGUGGAAGAGUUGCCCGAGGAGCAGGUCACAAUCCAGAAGAAGAAGAAAAAGGUGACAGUUGCCGAUGAGGUCGAAGAACCAGAAGCUGAAUUUUCGAUUAAGCCGAAACAGCCAGUACAGGAAGUUUCCGAAGAAGCCAAGAUAAAGAAAAAAUCUAAAAAGCCUGUUAAGGAAGAAGAGGCAGCUGCCGAGCUUAAGGUAACCGUUACUGCAGAAGUUAUUGAAGAGCCAGAGGUUCAAGAAAUCGUUGAAGAAAUUGUUGAGGUUCCGGAAGAAAUUCCAACUGAUUAUACAAUAGAAGUCAAGGAAACUGAGCCAGAAGCUCCAGAGGAAGAACAAGUCAGCUUACCGCAGAAGAAGCCAAAAGCUGAUCCGGUGGUUGAGGAGCCAGAGGCUGAAGUUACUCUUAGACCAAAGCCAAAGGUGGAAGAAGUUGAAGAAAAGGCAAAAAUAGUCAAGAAAAAGCCAAAGAAGCCUGUCGAAGAACAAGCUGCUGAGGAGCUUACGGUCAAGGUUGAGCAAGAAGUUGUCCCAGAGCCAAUAGUGGAGCAAGAAGUCGUAGAAGAAGUCGUGAUUAAAAAGAAGACUGAAAAGCCUGAGCCAGAGGAUAUUGUCGAUGCUACUGUUGUGAAGCUAAAGAAACCAGAGCCGGUUGAGGCAGAAGAUGUAGUGGCCGAAGUCACACUGAAGCCUAAAGCUCCCAAGGAGGUUGUCGAAGAGGAAUUCUCUGUUGAUGUUAAGUUGCCAAAGGAGAAGUCAAUUACCGAGGAAACCUCUGAUCAAACUGUACAGCUCAAGAAAAAGAAGAAGCCGCAAAAACCGGUAGAGGAAGCUGCAGACGAGCUUAAGCUACAGCAGACUGUUAUCGAAGAAAGGCCCAUUGAAAUAGAAGAGGAGGAGAUAGUUGAAGAAGCAGUCGUAAUUCGCAAGAAACCCAAGAAACCCUUCGAACCGACUGUUGAAGAUCUCGAAGAAACUGAGUUCAGUCUCUCCUUCAAAAAGCCUCACACUAUUAACGAGGGUGUGGAGGAGGCCGCCACCGUGCUGAAAAAGCGACCAGUUAGGCCCACUACUCUGGACGAAGCUGCGGCUGAGCUUUCCAUCAAGCGUCAAGAAGAAGAAUAUGAAGAGGGCGAAGAUAUCGAAGAGUUUGUCGUUAGCAAGGGACCUAAGCCAAAGCCUCUUCAGAUUACAGAAGAAGAUGAGGAGGCAUACACAGUCAAGAAACUUAAACGACGAAAGCAGGUUGACAUUCCCGAAUACGCUGAUGUUGAAAACGUGACAUUCCGUGCGAGAAGUACCAAAACCAAGGAAGAUGUCGAUCAGGAGUUUAACAUUGCGCUCGACUCGUAUGCGGAGGAAGAAAUUUCGAUGUCUGGAAAGGUUAAGCUUAAGAAGCCUAUCAAGAAGACUUUCUCCGAAGCAGCUGAUGAGGCCAAGAUCAAGAUCAUUCAGGACUUUGAUGAUGGUGAAGAGCCAAUCAUUGAGGAAAUCCGAGACGAUGAGGACACUAUCGAUGAAGUUGAGGAACCAGAAGAAUACUUUGUUGAAGAAUUGCCACCAGAUGAAGUAGACUUUAAGCUGAAGCCCAAGAAACAGGCGAAGCCAGCCUACUCCAUUCAAGAUGAGGAGGAAGAACAGUUCCUGAUUGGCAUUCGACAUCCGAAACGCGAUUCGGUAACCUACGACGAGGAUUCUCUAACAUUUAAAAAGAAACGUAAAGUUGUUCAACAACUUUUUAACGAAGAUGGAGCUUCGCUGAAUAUAACCAAGGAAAUAAAUGUUGAAGAAUCCGAUAAUCCCAAUGUUAUGUAUUCCAUCUGCAAUUAUAUUGCUGACAACGAUGAAGCCAUAAACCUGGUCGAGGGUGAGAAAGUUACGGUCGUUGGCCGUCAUAGCUCUGAAUGGUGGUAUGUUAAGAAGAGCAUUACUGAAGAGGAAGGCUGGGUUCCAGCUCAAUAUCUGAUGGAGCCUGAGGAAUAUGCGCAGUAUGUGCAAAACAAACUGCAUGAGAAAAUCGACAAAUUGCCAGUGUUUGAACGUCCUGGACCGGAAGACAAGCCCAUUGCUCCAAGGUUUAUCGAGAAACUGCAGCCCAUUCAUACACCAGACGGGUACACAGUACAGUUCGAAUGCAAGGUCGAAGGCAAUCCAAGACCUCAAAUUGCCUGGUUCCGCGAAACUGCCAUUAUCAAACCUUCACAAGACUUCCAAAUGUUCUACGAUGAUGACAAUGUGGCAACUUUGAUUAUUCGCGAGGUGUUCCCUGAAGAUGCCGGCCAGUUUACAGUUGUUGCCAAGAACGCAGCGGGAUUCACGUCCAGCACAACCGAGCUGAUUGUGGAGAGUCCACUAUCCGAUCACGGAUCUGAUGCCACAGCCCUUUCACGUCGCAGCAUGUCCCGGGAAUCUUCCCUUGCUGACAUUUUGGAGGGUAUUCCACCAACCUUCUCAAAGAAACCAAAGGCUCAGUACGUAGACGAAAAUACGAAUGUAAUUCUUGAAUGCCGACUGGUGGCCGUACCAGAACCGGACAUUGUCUGGACAUUUAAUGGCGAGGACAUCGACGAGGAGGAAAUCAAAAACGUUCGCAUCGUUACCGAAUCGGACAUGCACAUGUACUGCAGUGUUGUGCACAUCACCAAGGUAAAGAAAUCGCAAGAAGGAACCUACGAAGUUAUUGCGACCAAUCGCGAGGGCGAGGCACGUUUGCCUAUUACUCUUAAGGUGCGAACCACCGAUAAGGAGGCCCCGCAAAUCUUGGAACCCUUGCGCAACAUGGUCAUACGUGAAGGCGAAAGUGUGGUUCUCUCUACCCAGAUUGUGGGCAAUCCACCACCAAAGGUUACCUGGUACAAGGACGGCAAGCCCGUCAAGAAUGCCAAGUCUGAUAAGGACUUGCAUACCUUAACACUUAUCACACCCAAAAAGUCUGAGAAGGGCGAGUACACGGUUAAGGCUGUUAAUCCCUUGGGCAGCGUUGAGACUACUGCAAAUCUAACAAUUGAAGAACCUACUAGCGGAAACGCGGAGCCACCACUUUUCGUAGAGCGUUUCGAGGAGCAGAACGUGCCGCAGAAGGGCGAGAUUCACUUGCCUGCCAAGGUCUCCGGAAAUCCGGUUCCCGAGGUGCAGUGGCUGUUCAAUAACACUCCACUGUUCCCCAGCGAGCGCAUUCAGCAGGUCUACGAUGGCGAGAACAUUGAACUUGUCAUCAAGGAUGCCAACCCAGAAACCGAUUCGGGUGACUACAAGUGCAUUGCCAGCAACCCCAUUGGCAAAACGUCGCAUGGUGCUCGUGUAAUUGUCGAGGUCGAUGAAGUGACCUUCACUAAGAAACUUAAGAAGACCAUCACCAUUGAGGAAGUACAAUCCCUCACCCUAGAGUGUGAGACCUCUCACGUAGUAACCACCAAAUGGUUCUUCAACGGAAAAGAACUCAGUGGCAUGGAUCACCGCGUUGUCGUGGAAGAUGGUAAGACACAUAAAUUGGUGAUCCGGAAUACAAACCUUCGCGAUUCUGGUACCUAUAUGUGCAAAGUCAAAAAGCAAGAGACUCAGUCUACUGUGGAGGUUCUGAAGCGUAAGCCCGACUUUAUCAAGAUCCUGGAAGACUACGAGGUAACCGAAAAGGAUACCGCCAUUCUGGAUGUGGAACUCACUACCGAGUCGACUGAAGUGACUUGGUACAAGGACGGCGAAAAGAUUACCCCCGAAAACAAGAAUGUCGAGUUCAUCAAGGAUGGCAAGGCACGUCGCUUGGUUAUCCGCGAUACCACAAUCCACGAUGAAGGCCAGUACACUUGCAAGAUUGAGGGACAGGAGUGCAGUUGUGAGCUGGUUGUAAUUGAGUUGCCGCCAGAGAUUAUUGAGCCAUUGAAGGACGUUUCUGUGACCAAGGGCGAGAAUGCCAUUUUCAAGGUUGAGCUCAGCAAGGGUGACGCCCUUGUUAAAUGGUUCAAGAACGGCAAAGAGAUUGUAUUCAAUGAUCGCAUUCAGCUAGCCAUCGAUGGCAAGAGGCAAUCGCUACGCAUUGUCAAGGCCAAGCCCGAAGAUAAGGGCGAAUACUCCGUCCAGGUGGGUGAGCAGACCUCAAAGGGUACGCUUACGGUUGAGGAGCCACUUGUGGACUUUGUCAUCCGCCUGCCAGAUGUAACUCUAGCCACCAAGACCACGGAUGCCGAAUUUACGGUGCAGCUGUCGCAACCCGAUGUCGAGGUGACUUGGUGCAAGAAGGGCAAACCCAUCAAGCCCGACAAUAAGCACGAGGUCUUUGUCGAGGGAACUGUCAGACGUCUGGUUAUCCACGAUGCCAGUGAUGACGAUGCCGGUGAGAUCAGCUGCGUAGCCGAGAACGUUACGAGCAGCUCCAAACUGUGCGUGGAGGAGCUCAAACUGCCACCCGUCAUAACCUCUGACAAGGAUCAGACCAUCAAGGCUAAGGAGAACGACGAUGUCACCUUCACUGUCAAGUACACAGGCGUACCAACGCCCGAGGCCGUUUGGACCACGCGUAAGGUUGUCAUACCCAAGUCAAAGCGGACAAUCCCGGCCAUCGAUGAGCAGUCAGCCACGCUAACCAUCAAAAAGGUUGUCGACGAAGAUGAGGGAGAGUACACCGUUAAGCUCGUCAACCCGGUGGGCGAAGCAGAGGCCAGCCUACACUUGGUCAUUAUGCGCAAGCCAACGGCACCUGGCACUCCCCAACCCCUGGAAAUAAUGCACGACUCUAUUACGCUCUACUGGAAGGCGCCAGAGGACGAUGGCAAGUCAGAAAUUAUCGAGUACAUUCUGGAGUAUCACGAUGUUAAGGAAGAAAAGUGGACUGAAAUAAGAAAGAUCAAGGACACUACGUACACCAUUAGCAAGCUGAAGAUCGACACUGAAUACGUGUUCCGUUCAAUCGCUGUAAACGAAGUGGGACCCUCACCGCCCUCGCCGCUAUCGCCACCUAUCCGCCUAGUGCCGAAGAUAGAGACAGAGGCUCCCAGCGUACGAGAGCCACUACAGGAUGUGGUGAGCGAACUAGACAAAGAGGUGACGCUGUCCUGCGUGUUCGGUGGCAUUCCAGAGCCAAAGGUGACGUGGAAAAAGAAUGGCAAGGUUUUCGAGUCGAGUGGAAUUCGCUACGAGAACCGUGUGGCCAAAUACAUAAUUGAAAAGACAACCAUUGAGACUGAAGCCACCUACACAUGCGUGGCGACCAAUGAGAAGGGCUCUGUGGAGACCUCGUGCCACCUGAAACUGCAGCAGAAACCAGUCCUCGAGGUAGAGGACAAGUAUUUGACACAGAAACUGCGCACGGGCAGCACUCUCACCAUUCCAGCGACGGUCCGCGGCUAUCCACAACCAACUGUGACCUGGCACAAGGAGACUGUUGAACAGAAGACCACCAAGACGGUAACCAUUGAAACCACAGAGUACACUUCCACCUAUACGGUCAAGAAGGUCACCCGCGAGCAAUCUGGCAAAUACAAGGUGACGGCCACUAACGAAUCCGGCUCUACCUACGUAGAGUGCACGGUCCAAGUGAUAGACAAACCCAGCAGACCCCAGUCCCUGGAAAUUAAGGACAUAAAGAAAGACUCGAUUACCUUGGAGUGGACACCACCCAUUGAUGACGGUGGUCUGGAGAUCAACAAGUAUACCUUGGAGAAAUGUGACGUCCAAAACAAUGUUUGGAUGAAGGUCUCCGACUUUGACAAAGACAUAAAGUCGUACUCCGUUCAAAAACUAUCCAUGAAUUCUCAAUACAUGUUCCGUGUUGUGGCCGCCAAUCCUAUUGGCGAGUCCGAGCCAACGGAAAGUGACCCUGUGACUAUAACUAAGAAAUUCGAAAAACCAUCGCCACCUCGGGGCCCGACCACUGUUUCGGGCAUGAACGACACUUCCUUCAAUUUGGCCUGGGAGCCUUCAGAGAAUGACGGCGGCUCUAAAAUCUUAGAGUACAUUGUGGAGAUCAGGGAAGAGACUGAAACAACCUAUCGAUCGGUGGGCGAAACCCUUGGCACGGUCACCAAUAUCCAUGUCGAGAAGGUUGUCCGAAACAAGGGCUAUUUGUUCCGCAUCUUUGCAAGAAAUCAGGUUGGCACCAGCGAGGCGUUCGAGACCACGGAGAAGGUUGUCGUGGGCCGCAAGAUAACGCCGCCAUCGCCACCUCAGAACCUGAGGGCGCCGGAUGUUACCAGUCGAAGUGUCACUUUGGAUUGGGAGGUGCCGGCCCGCAAUGGUGGAUCAGAAAUUACAGGCUACUGCGUGGAGAAACGUUCCUCAACAUCUACCAGCUGGACAAAGGUCAUUACACUGGACGCUCACCAGCUGCACUACACGAUUGACAACCUAAAGGAGAAGUGUGGGUACUGGUUCCGUGUUUCUGCGGAAAACGAGGUUGGAUUAGGUGCACCAGCCGUCACCGAGAGCAUAUCGCUUAAAACACAUGCCAGUGAGUUUGCAAUGGGAAUCAUUUUAGAUAGACCCCUAGAUGACUUUGCUGUUUUUAUAGCCGUACCCUCACCACCGACCGGACCACUGGAGGCGCGCGUUCUCGCCGCCAAUGCCCACAUAUUCGAAUGGGGUAUACCCGAGUCAGAUGGAGGUGCGCCUCUGCUCGGCUACCACAUUGCUAUAAGGGACAUGAAGAAGACCAUGUGGAUCGAGGUGGGUCGUGUGCCAGCUGGCGUCCAGAAAUUCCAGAUCAGAGAUCUGCAGGAGAACCACGAGUACAUGAUUCGCAUAUUUGCGAAGAACGAAAUUGGUCUAAGUGAACCUCUGGAAUCGGAGGAGCCCUACAAGGCUAUGACUGCUGGUCAUGAGAGCCUGCCGGACGAGCCGCGCACGGAGAUGAGUUCGUGCAACACAUCCUCCUGGCUGCGAGACCACAACAUGGAUGCGGAUAUCCAUUCGUAUGCUCGCGGCAGGCUGCUUCAACGCGAUGAGUACUUCUUCCGGCUCUGGGCGGAUUUGCCCAAGAGCAAAAAGAAGAAGGGCUCCAAAUAGUCGGUAGAAACGACAACGAAAUAAGAAACACUUUAGUCGUAGGUUAAGCAUAUUUCAAUUGUAUAUUAUGUAACAAGCAAUGGGUUAACCCCUUUGAUUUUCUAGCUUUUUGUACUUUACUAGAGAUGACGAUGUAAGGUUGGUGUAAUGUAAGUCGCAUCCCAUUGUUAGCGAUGUCCACGUCCCCCGAUCAAAGAGUGCGAGCGAAGAAUAAACUUAAUGCUCGGGUGCGUGGACGUGGCUCAAUGCUCUGGAUGGCCAUUACACCAUCCAGUUAAUGGACAUAAUUUUAGAUUUUUCAUUUGCAUAGAGUUCUUUUUGGUUUUAUUGUUUUACUUUCGCCUUAUUUUUGUAAGCUGUGAUAAAUCUAUCAAAAUCGAAAGCGUCAAACGAAGCAACAAAAAAUGAAACAGAAUAAAAAUGCCGCCAGGCGGCGAUCCAUCGGCAUCGGGCAACGAGAGCCAACGAGCCGCAGCCCUCCAACAUCCAAUUCCAUCCCAAUCCCAGCCAGCGUAACUCAAUAUCCUCUCGGGAGACAAAACAACAAAUGGUGCAAUUCGAUAUGAGUUAUUUCUGGGGAGUGUUGCGAGUCGCUGGCUGCCGUUGCCUUUGUCCUGGCUUCGCCCUGGUUGAAAUUUAUGGCAUAGGAAUAUGAGAGAGGUUAUACUCGUAUGUCUUUAAAGUUACCAAAACUAAAUAAACAUAUAAAACAAAAUGUAA
Messenger RNA from Drosophila ficusphila, 19424 nucleotides. RefSeq names its product titin. Lineage: Eukaryota; Metazoa; Arthropoda; Insecta; Diptera; Drosophilidae. Bases 117 to 18704 code for a protein of 6195 amino acids. The transcript has 12 exons. The record is from RefSeq and is a predicted model, not a curated record. Gene Ontology annotation, molecular function: protein binding.